Aspergillus novofumigatus IBT 16806 is the source of this 782-nucleotide messenger RNA. RefSeq lists its product as uncharacterized. The transcript has a single exon. Bases 240 to 659 code for a protein of 139 amino acids. The record is from RefSeq and is a predicted model, not a curated record. Lineage: Eukaryota; Fungi; Ascomycota; Eurotiomycetes; Eurotiales; Aspergillaceae.
AUUGCGUUCUUUCCUGGGCAGUCGGUCCCGUUGAUAACGCCUGCGAGACGCUUCAUUCCCGCUGUAUGAAGCCCCUAGAGUGAGCGAACGGGACGAUGGUAGUGCGCUCGGCUUCUUCGUCGGACAUUUCCGCGAGCCACUUGAUUCCCAAGCCGUAAAGUAUAUCGGCAACGAUUACAGAAUUUCCCUGCUCACAGGCUAUCAUCAGAAGAGUGCGUCCCUGAUUGUCAGCAAGUGUCAUGUCUGCACCGUGCUCAACGAGAACCUGGAACAUCUCUUCCUGCUCCAGACCGCACUUGAUGUUCCGCCUUCUCUCUCUGGUCACAAACUUACACACCGCAUGCCUCGAGCACCACAAUAUUGGCCGUCAUCCGCGUCAUCUUGUGCAUCCCUUUGACUGCGUGAGAUCAUGUCCUCCUCUGACUUACUUGAGCAAAGGAGUUGGAGUGGCGUCUGUCCUUUCCCGUCUUUCACGUUCGCGUCGGCUUUGUGUUCGAGGAGCAAGUAGACAAGCCCGAUUACCCGUCUCAACAGCGCGAUGCAACGGCACUCUUUUGUCGUUCCCCGACGGAUUGACAUCCAAAACUCGGCUCGCUAGGAGCUUCCUCAUAUUGCCACGAUGCUCCCAGCCCAUGAGCUGCACAUAUCCGAUACAGUAGUGUAUCAGAACCAAUGGCCACUGAAACAGGACUGCGCCUGACCGCAUUUUUCAGGCUUGCCUUGGUCUAUAGGCGCUUAGCUGAAACCAUUCGUCGAGCAAAAGGUCAUGGCUUCACCUUCGU